AUGCCAAAGAAGAAAUCUUCUAAAACGCCUAAAAAGGUGCCAGAGAAUGCAUCUACGAAACAGGAGAAGUCCGAUGCUGUGGUAAAAGGUGAAAAUCCCAAUUCCGUAGUGAAAGAGGAAAAGCCCCCAUCAGUAAAGAAACCCAGUGAGAUCGAUGAAAUUUUUGCUGGGAAGAAGAGGAAAAAGCCUGAAGUUGCGAAGGCCGAGGAACCAAAACUAGAUGUACAAGACAGACCGAAGAAGACAAAGAACAAGAAAAAGGAUGAGGCUCAAUCUAAAAAUGGCUUUGGAGACCCACCAUCGCGGCGAAGAAAGAAAACUGGGGAUGGACUUGCAAUUUAUACCGAAGAGGAAUUGGGUUUUGGCAAUGCAGAUGCUGGAGGCACCCCGCUCUGCCCAUUUGACUGUAAUUGUUGCUUCUAA
Messenger RNA from Cucumis melo (muskmelon), 423 nucleotides. RefSeq lists its product as uncharacterized. NCBI's taxonomy places the organism in Eukaryota, Viridiplantae, Streptophyta, Magnoliopsida, Cucurbitales, Cucurbitaceae. The transcript has a single exon. The coding region runs from base 1 to 423 and encodes 140 amino acids. The record is from RefSeq and is a predicted model, not a curated record.